AUGAAGGCGCUGCUGCCCCGUCUGUGCAUUGUGCACCUGUGCUUGACCCCUUCGCCCGUGGAGGGGCACACCCGAAGGGGAUUCCCAAUUGGAGCGAAUCUGUCUCCACGGGGACCGGAAGUUCGCCCCCCUGUCCCUCUGGUGGGGUCUAAUCGCGUUUUGAGAAUUAGGUCUGUUCAAACACAACCUAUCUGUUGUAGACGAGAAAGCGAAUGCCCUCCUGUUUUUACAUGUGGUGACUCCACCACAAGUGAGAGAAAGAGCAAAAGAGGAAGGCAUCCUCACCGGGGUUCACUCCACUUUGUUCAAGGCAUCUCCUACGGGGUAUCGCCCCGUUUGGAAGAACUCAAUGUAGCAGACGCAUGGGGAAGGAAAAAAAAAAAAAAAUCUUCGUCCAUCUACCCAACAGGGGAAGAUAAACAGUUAUCCCUUCGUUUGUCACCACAGCAUGUACGAGACUCCCUGAUGGUCUGCAAAAAUGAAUCCAUAUUCACUACAGUCACAGUAAGUUGGGGUGCAGAGGAGGCGGGGGAUCUACUGGAAGAGCUUUACCGAGGAAGUGAAGUAAGGAGAAGUUCUUUUCCCAAGUAUGCCUUUUUUAAGAACGCAGACGAUUUUUUAGGUUUAGAAAAAAUUUACACCAUAUCGACAAGAAGGAGAUGGAAGACUACCUCUCCCUGGAGUUCACUAAUGCGGGAGGAUCAAUUAAAUAAGUGCAUUCGUCAAAUAGACGACAUGAAGGGGGUAUACAGCGAAGAUCUAUUGGCUGGACUAUAUGCCUUGAAACACAGAGAAGAAAAGAGAUACCUAGAUCAGUACACUCCCUCGCACUAUGCCAACUCAUUUAUUUUUUUAUUUCCGCCACCGAAUUUAUCAGGAGAGUUACACGCGGGGCAUUACUUCAACUUCGUUCAGCUCCACGUGCUCCUACUCUUCAGUAGGCACAUAUGGUCCAAGUUUUCCCUAGCGCUGUACGGCGCAGACCACGGAGGACUCAGCGCUCACGCUGCGUUCUCCAGAGUAGCCAACCCAAAGUGGACAAGGGAGAAGUACAUGACCGAAAUGAAGCAGUGGCAGGAGAAGUUGAAGGAAAAAAUACUCAUGUGCAUGCAGAAAAUGAAUAUCGUGGUGGACAGGAGUCGCUUUUACAGCACCAUGGAUGAAAAUAUGAAGAACAUUGUGAUGGAUACAUUCCGUGUAUUGUAUAGGAACGACUUUAUUGUGAAGAAACUUUACCCUGUGUAUUACUGCCCUCGGUUAGGGACCAUCGUUUCCAAAUUGGACGUAGAAUUUAGGGAGGCCCUCCGACCCAAGUGGAGGGUAACACUACGCCUGGUGGAUGGUGGUGAAGAGUUACAUGCGCACACAUCGAGUGACUCCCCCAAUGGGGAUACUUAUCCGACGGAGAAAUCAGAAGACAGAGUAGAAGGGGAGCUGCCGAGCUGUAAGUAUACGAAUAAUUCAGAGCAAAAAAAUGAGGUGAAGUUUUUCCCACAGAGCUUCCACCAUUUUUUCAACGUAAAAAGUAUUCAUGAGAUGGAACCGGGACGUACCCCAUCGGAAUAUAUCCAUAUCGAAGUAGCCAAUUUGGAAGAGCUAAAAGGAAUUGUAGCUAUUUUAUACUUUUCUUCAAAGAAGGAAAAGCGCUAUAGGGGCAAGUACGCCCUUCUGCCUCUCCUAAACAGGGGAAUACCUCUGAUUUGUGGCAACGAGCGGAAUGUCCUACCAGUACUUCGAAGGAGGAAGGUGGAGGAGAUAACGUUGCAUGGCGUGGGUCACGGAGAAAACGCUGAAGAUGUGUUCAUCCCCGUGUUCUCCAAGGAGAGGGACUUUAACCACUAUGCGAAUGGAACAGGGUACACACAGCAGUCGGAGGAGUUACGUUGUGCCCGACGGGGGGAUCAUACGGUACAUAAGGAGGCGCAGAGCUGCCGAGGAGAGCAGGGACUCCUUCCACUCGUGGAACACCUAAUGAAGAAUGGCCUUGCCGAAGUGGUAACCCCACUGGACACUAAACUCAAAUGUGCCUUUUAUAAAAAUAACGAAUGUGUACUGACUCUGGCGGAACAGUGGUGCCUGCACUAUGAGAAACUGUGCAAAACCUUUUUUGAUGGUCCGCAUGGAGGGGAAAAAAGGAGCUACAGAAUAAUUCCUUCCAAAUAUGGGGACUACUUCACAGGGGCAUUUAUCCCCCCCACUGAGUGGACCUUAAGCAGACAAGUACCAUAUGGACACCCAGUGCCCCUUUUUAAGUAUGAGCCUCCCGAAUGGAGGGUAAAGAAAGGCGACCAUUUAGAAAACACCUACUGCUAUGUGUAUGGAAAGGAUGUGGAUGAGGCUUACCAUAGUUUGUCCAAGUCGCAGCUAUUGGAAGAUAGCCAAAUCAGGCGGGAGUUUCUAAAACGGGAGGACGACGUGUUGGACAACUGGUUUUCCUCCUCUCUGUACCCCUUACACUGCAUUAAAGAGCUGGGGGUUGAUUUGCCAGAAUUCCUGCGCCUCAGAGGAAAUCUGGUGGACUUCCUCCUCACAGGGAAGGACAUUCUGCAGCCGUGGGUGGUGCGCAGCUUCGUGGUCCUGAACUAUAUGCUGAAGCAUUGGGGGGAGGAUGGGAAACCUGUGAAGAAGCACCCGGUCGAAGAUGCCGAUAUGAAGACCGAUUAUACACCUCCUCCACUCGCUGCUACCGUCAAAUUCCACGGAAUUCUGAAGGACCAAACAGGGAGGAAAAUUAGUAAAAGCGAAAUGAAUGCAUCUUACUACGAUAACCUUGUGCGGGAAGCCAACGUGGAUGAAGUAAGGCUCUCCUUCUGUUUUAUACAGAGAGACACAGAGGAUGUGCACCUAAGUGAAAACAUCAACCGGAAGAGCAGAAAAUUCUUGGCAAAAUUAUGGAACGUUGCAAAAUAUAUUGAGCAGAAGUGUCCCCUACGGUCGUACGAGCAAAUGAACAGAUGGUCCGCGUCCACAGCAUCUAACACCAACCUUGCCAUACUUACUCAUUUAGAGAGGACCCCCCAUGCAAGGAUCUCCCACGUAGGCACCUUUCGCAGGUACCUCCAGAUGGUGAAUUCAGUUUUGUGUGAGAUGAAGGAUUAUAACGUGGGGAAAGCCAUUAACGUAAUUUUUAACUUUUUGGUAAAUAUUUUUUCCAAGUUUUAUUUGACUCUCCAUUCCGGUGGGUACUUCAAGGAUGGGGAGGACAAACUCAUUAGUAAUUUUCUACCCGUUUAUAUCUUCAGGGGAAUUCUGAAAAUUGUUUUCCCCUUCGUUCCACAUAUAUCAGAAGUACUCUACAUUAGAUUUUUUCACAGGGAGCAAAUGGAUAGUGUUGGAGAGCGCCAGAAACCAUUCCAUGUGUCCACCCCCUUGUCGAGCAACUACAAUUUGAUGAAGAAUGAAAUGCUUGCACAAAUAGGGGAGAUGCCUACCCCCCUGGAUGAAUCCUUCGAUGUCUUUACGCAAUUGUACACCCUCCUGGCGAAGUACAGAAGGGAGAAGUACCUUCUGCAGGGACACACCUUCCAUGUUUACCUCAAGCAGAAUUAUCAGGAUGAAGUACCAAUUGAAUACUUUAAAAAUGAGGAAGCCUCUUUGGAAAAAUUUCUCGGAGUGAAUGUUCGAUUUACACGUGAUCGUAAAUUUCCGUUGGAGGGUAACUCCUCUGCUUAUAGGAAUUCCACAUGGGAAAUAAUACACGACGACUCAUCUUUCACCAUUACAGUUGGGAGGGGAGCAACGGAGGUACCCACGGGGAGUUCAUCCUGA
Plasmodium knowlesi strain H is the source of this 3768-nucleotide messenger RNA. RefSeq names its product valine--tRNA ligase, putative. Gene Ontology annotation, molecular function: ATP binding; valine-tRNA ligase activity. The record is from RefSeq and is a predicted model, not a curated record. Gene Ontology annotation, biological process: valyl-tRNA aminoacylation. Lineage: Eukaryota; Apicomplexa; Aconoidasida; Haemosporida; Plasmodiidae. The coding region runs from base 1 to 3768 and encodes 1255 amino acids. Gene Ontology annotation, cellular component: cytosol. The transcript is spliced from 2 exons.